Esox lucius (northern pike) is the source of this 3769-nucleotide messenger RNA. It is a transcript of the gene acvr1ba, whose product is annotated as activin A receptor type 1Ba. NCBI's taxonomy places the organism in Eukaryota, Metazoa, Chordata, Actinopteri, Esociformes, Esocidae. Gene Ontology annotation, molecular function: activin receptor activity, type I; ATP binding; activin binding. The record is from RefSeq and is a predicted model, not a curated record. Gene Ontology annotation, biological process: activin receptor signaling pathway; nervous system development; protein phosphorylation. Gene Ontology annotation, cellular component: plasma membrane; activin receptor complex. The transcript has 10 exons. Bases 102 to 1604 code for a protein of 500 amino acids.
CGACUCGCUGCUGGCGAUGACUGUAUGGUUUGUGGUUGUGUUUAGGUCUGGCGGUGGUGUUGACAGUACCACACUGCGAAUGAAAUGGGAAUGCUGAAGAAAUGGCUUUAAAACGAAUAUUUCCCACUUUACUGGCCCUGCUUGGGUUAGUAGUAAUCAGCGACGCCCUGCGCUGCAACUGCACCAACUGUGAGAAGUCUGGUUUUGAGUGCGAGACGGACGGCGCGUGCAUGGCCUCCACCUCCUUCAUCCAGGGCCGAGAACAGCACAUCCGGAUCUGCAUCACCAGUGACCACCUGGUGCCCCCGGGCCAGCCCUUCUACUGUCGGAGUGCCGAGGGCCUGCUCAACACACACUGCUGCUACACAGACUACUGCAACAGUGUGGACCUCAAGGUCCCCUCGCCAAAGCCAGGGGACCCGGGCUGGGUCGGCUCGGGGGGGCCCUGGGGGCCGGUGGAGCUGGUGGCUGUGAUCGCUGGGCCCGUCUUCCUGCUGUGCAUGCUGCUGAUGGUCGGGGUGUUCCUGUUCCAGCACCAUCAGAGAGCUUACAGCCACAGGCAGAGGUUGGAGGUGGAGGACCCCUCCUGUGAACACCUCUACCUGGCUAAGGACAAGACUCUGCAGGAUCUCCUUUAUGACAUGUCCACAUCGGGGUCUGGCUCUGGCCUGCCCCUGUUUGUGCAGCGUACGGUAGCCAGGACCAUUGUCCUACAGGAGAUCAUCGGUAAAGGGCGUUUUGGGGAGGUGUGGCGGGGGAAGUGGCGUGGUGGCGACGUGGCGGUGAAGAUCUUCUCGUCCCGGGAGGAGCGCUCCUGGUUCAGAGAGGCGGAGAUAUACCAGACCAUCAUGCUACGCCAUGAGAACAUCCUGGGGUUCAUCGCCGCCGACAACAAAGAUAACGGGACGUGGACCCAGCUGUGGCUCGUGUCAGACUACCACGAGCACGGCUCUCUGUUUGACUACCUGAACCACUACUCCGUGACCAUCGAGGGCAUGAUCAAACUGGCCUUGUCUGCUGCCAGCGGCUUGGCACAUCUACACAUGGAGAUUCUGGGCACCCAGGGUAAGCCCGGCAUCGCCCACCGGGACCUGAAGUCCAAGAACAUUCUGGUGAAGAAGAACGGAAUGUGUGCCAUUGCUGACCUAGGUCUGGCCGUACGACACGAGUCAAUCACUGACACUAUAGACAUCGCUCCUAACCAGCGUGUUGGCACCAAGAGGUACAUGGCUCCUGAGGUCCUGGAUGAGACCAUUAACAUGAAACACUUUGACUCGUUCAAGUGUGCGGAUAUCUACGCCCUGGGGCUGGUUUACUGGGAAAUAGCACGGCGCGCCAACACUGGAGGUAUCCACGAGGAGUACCAGCUGCCCUACUUCGACCUGGUGCCCUCUGACCCCUCCAUAGAGGAGAUGAGGAAGGUGGUGUGCGAUCAGAGGCUGAGGCCGAACGUUCCCAACUGGUGGCAGAGCUAUGAGUCUCUGCGUGUGAUGGGUAAGAUCAUGAGGGAGUGCUGGUACUCUAACGGAGCAGCCCGUCUCACUGCCCUGCGCAUCAAGAAGACCCUGUCUCAGCUCAGUGUGGAGGAGGACAUCAAGAUGUGAGAGCGGAGGGCCGGACGGCCAGGUGGCACCCUGUUCCCAUUCGUGCCUCACUCCAGACCGGGGCCUGAGGAGAUCUCGUCACAGUAGGGCACUUUGUAGGGAAUAUGGUGCCAUUUGGGACCCGGGCAGAGGACUGACGCAUCAUGGAAAUUGGAAAAGAACACGGAAAGGACUGAGACCCGAUCUUGACAGUUUUAAAGCCUCACGCCAAGUGGUGACAAGGCCUACCUCACCUUUUUAGCCAAAACUACUGAGAAUCUCCUCUUCAGCCCUCUUCUCAUCCUGCUUCCCUCACCUCAACCUUCCCUCACCAUGUAAGGCCAACCGACUGUCCUGCCUCCCUCACUGUGUAAGGCCAACCGACUGUCCUUCCUUCACCUCCCCCCUCCAUGGGCCACCACACUACUUAGCUACCACUGUUAAUACUAUAAUUUUAUCACUUCCAAAAGCCCUGGUCUCUUUUGGUAGGCAGAAAUUAUUACUACUGUACAGUGACAGAAAUCUUGCUUUAAAUAUUUUUUACAUCUUUUAUGAUAAAAUAACAUUGAUACAAAUCCCACAAUGGACUAGCAAUGUCUUGAGAUCUCAUUCACAACGUGGUUUCAUAUCCACAUUUUUAAGUUAAAGAAUGUUUUAUGAGUCUGAUUUAUUUGUUUUCAUGGCAACAUAUUGCUUUUUUUUAAUUUUUUUUAUUGCUUUUGGGAGAAUGUGGGAAAGUAGCAGAAGUCCCCAGCCUAACUGUCUGUACUGGAUGUACUAUCUGUACUGGAUGAAACCAGCUAUAAACCAGCACAGUCACUUCAAUAUACCGUCACUUUGUUCCAAUCAGAGUAGACUACAGCCAUUCUUACAGCAUUCAGGAGCCUGGAAUAGCUUGUAGUUUAUUGGACAACAUUUCAUAGGUCUAGUCAUUUUAAUAGACUUUCUGUCAAGCAUUAAAACAGACGCAGUGUACAUUCUGCGGCUUAAAUACCCAACCAAAACAUGUUGCACUCAGUGUAGCUCACUCACCUUUUUAGAUUUGGUCCAGUUUGUUGUGAAAUGUGGCAGGGAUGUUGUAUUUUAGUUUUUUCGGGGGUGGGGGGAGGGGGGUUGUUAUUUAUUUGUUAAUAGUUUUAUGAUUUCAUAUUUUGAUGAAUACAUUGUGAGAUUGGAUGUGAUCAGAAAGCCAACGUUUCAGACGGAUGUCGAGUGGUCAAACUUUAGCGGCUUGUCUGUCCCAACAAUCUCCAGCCUCUAACCACCGACACACUCCUAUGACUUCUAACUAAAAUAGUAACCCUGAUUUCACCUGUGGGUAGUCCAAUACACUGAGAUACUCAGAAGAGGUAUAAACAAUGACCAUUGACAGUUUGACUCUAGUCACUUCUGAUGAUGGAUACAUUAGAUUUUGUAAAUACAACAUGGGCAUCUGUCUUCAUCUGUGGUGUGGUCAUUUUCCCGUGACACAUCUUCGACGGUACUUAAAGCUCGUUUCUCUGAGAUGUAGAACUCCGAGGAGAGCUUGUUGUCGCAGAGCUCAGAAAACCAAAUCUGUUUUAUGUCCUUUUCUUGGAUUGUAGCUAGCGAUCUUCCUAUUGACACUGGAAUAGUUGAUGAUAUUGUGAUGUAACUAUGAGCUCAUAGAGUAUCUCACCAUUUGCAUAUUUAUUUUCAGAAAACGAUGGAACGAGGCACAAAGAAUGGACUUGGAUGUGCGUAAUGUAUUGGUUGUUAACACUUGAACUGGGCUUUUUAAACAGGAUGAAACGUGUUAUGAUGGUCCCUUUUUCUGCAUGUCUCAACACUGGGACCUCAGUUUUUACUGAGGUUAAGAGAUUUGAAAAGAAUACAAAUGUAUUUCCCUUUGUGCAUUCUUUUGUGCAGUGCUUUUUUUUUGUUUUUGCGGGAAUGUAUUCCCAGCACAUGUAUGUUGCUGCUACUGUAACAUGUGAAAAGGAUUUGACAAGUGCAGCAUUUUGGUUGUCAUAAGAACCAAAUGUCAAAUUCCCAUCCAUGUUUCAGUUUGUUGCCAUUAUAUAUAUUUUUUUCUUAUACCAUCAAAUGUCCUGUUCAUACUGUAUUACACCUUCAAUAUUUCAGAUCAUGUUAAACCAAUCUUUUCAGGACUAGUUAAAUGUACAUAUGUUAGGUGAUAUACUGUAAUAAAUACACGUUUUUCUUAA